This is a messenger RNA of Plasmodium gonderi, 2484 nucleotides long. RefSeq lists its product as hypothetical. Gene Ontology annotation, cellular component: RNA N6-methyladenosine methyltransferase complex. The coding region runs from base 1 to 2484 and encodes 827 amino acids. The record is from RefSeq and is a predicted model, not a curated record. The transcript has a single exon. Lineage: Eukaryota; Apicomplexa; Aconoidasida; Haemosporida; Plasmodiidae.
AUGUCGUUGGCAAGGGAAAGGUAUUUGAAAAGAAAAAGAGAACUACUUGGAAACAUAAAUAUAAAUGACAGCAAUUUGGCGGAAAAAAAGGAACAAAAUUUUGGAGAACGAAAAAGGGAAGCAGAAAAUGAAGAAAACAGUUAUAAACGCAAAAGCGAUAAGGAGAAUAAAUUUUUCUUGCACAAAAACGAGUAUGGAUUUAGAAGGGAUGAAAAUCACCAUGAAGAUGAAGAACGGAAUAAACAGGCAAAGAGAGGAGGUCCCCGUGAUAAUAGUAGCAUAAGUAACUAUAAUAAGUUAAAUUAUAAGAAGAACGAUCGAUGGCACCGAGAAAAUUACACAAAAUGUGAUGAGCACAGUGAACAUGUAAAAAAGGAAAUGAAAGAACCAUUAUAUGAUACACACGAAAGUAAAAAAUAUCGCAUGAGGAAUAAAAAUGACCAUGCAUUCAAUGAAAGGAAUAACCAAGAUGACUUACAACGGAUGAACACCCUGAAGGAAAACUCCAGAAGAGACUUCUCCAAUACAAGUAAAAUUUCACAAAGUUUCCAUUCAUCGAAUGAACAUAUGUAUAAAGAAGAUGUAGAUUAUAACAUGAAAAGAGAAAAAAAUGUAAACGCGGUUAUGAGUAAUAUUUCGUACGAAUUAUUAACUGAUCUAAAUAACAUAGAAAUAAACGAUAGUUCAGUUUUGUUAAUAUAUAUAUGUAAGUUGUUAUUACAUAUAUGUGGGAAAGCAAAUGAAAAUCAAUUCAUGAUGAAUACGUCCAUAACGUCUGUUGAAAUUCUUCGAGAAAUAAAAAACAGAAAUCGAAAAAGCAUAAAAUUGUUGAAAAUAAAUACUCUAAAUAAUGUACUUACAUAUAUGUCAAAUAAUUGCAGAGGGGGAAAUCAAGAUGACAUAAAUCAUAAUGAAUUAACGCAGGAAAAAUUAGACAAAUCAUUAGAGAAACAUAAAGAAAUAAAAUUAGAGGAUAGUUGUAUAGAUAUAGAAAUUGUGGGAAUAAGUAUUAUAAUAAAAGUUAUUUAUAUAAGAAACAUAAAGAAUUUACUGACGAAAUAUUUAUAUCAACAGGGUAAUAAUAGCAGACAUGUGGCUGAUGGGAUGAAAACAAGUAACGAUGCAAAACUGAAUUAUAUGGGGAGGGACGAGCAUAAAAAGAGCACGAGUAUGCACAUAACAAGUCAAAAAAUUGUAGAUUCACAAAUGAUAGGUAAACAAAUUCCUUAUGAACACAGGAGUGUGGAAACGGCAGAUGGAGUGAGCAGGAACAUGUACAGCUCAUUGAUACAAGAAAAUGAUAAGAAGAAAAAAAAAGAAUUACAUAAUCAAAAUUAUACAAUGGAACAUGAAUCCAAAUAUGGAGAAUGUAAUCCAAGUGGAGACAAAAGCGGUAACAAUGACCAUAUUAAUAACAACAACAAUAAUAAUGGUCGUAAGAAAAUAAACUAUUUAGAAAAUUUACUGAACGAACCAACAGCAAAGGAAAAAAAAAUAAAACAGGAAAAGACAAAUAUCCUUUCCAUUAUCGAAGCACCAACUGUGAUAGAAGAAAUGCGAAUAAAAAAAUUUCAAAAAAAAAAUGAUUCGGUAAAAAUUAUAUGUCCGUAUUUGACAAAAAAAGUUUGUCAGAAACAUAAUAAAGAAUGUAAUAAAGUGCACUUUAAGAAAAUUAUAUCUGAACACACAGAUGUGUCACUGGGAGAUUGUUCCUAUUUAGAUACAUGCAGACAUAUAGAAACCUGUAAAUUUGUUCAUUAUGCGGUUGAUAAAGAUGAUAAAAUAGUUAGUAAUCAAGAAAAUGUAACCGAAAAUAAUGUUAGCAUUUUUAGUAUAAAGGAUAAUACAUACGGGCCUCAAUGGAUACGAUGUGAUUUACGAAAUUUUGAUCUGAGCAUAUUUAAUCAAUACGUUAGUGUAGUAAUGGCAGAUCCUCCAUGGGAUAUUCAUAUGGAUUUGCCAUAUGGCACAAUGACAGAUAAUGAAAUGAAACUGUUACCUGUACAGUUAAUACAAGAUGAAGGUAUGAUAUUUCUAUGGGUCACAGGAAGAGCUAUGGAAUUGGCAAGAGAAUGUUUACAAAUAUGGGGCUAUAAAAGGGUAGAAGAAAUAUUGUGGGUUAAAACAAAUCAUUUACAGAGAAUUAUAAGAACAGGUAGAACUGGUCAUUGGUUGAAUCAUUCUAAGGAACAUUGUUUAGUUGGCGUUAAAGGAAAUCCAAUAGUCAACAGAAAUAUCGAUUGUAAUGUUAUCGUGUCUGAGGUUAGAGAAACUUCGAGAAAGCCAGAUGAAAUAUACACCUUAAUAGAGAGAUUAUGUCCGCAAAAUUUAAAAAUAGAACUUUUUGGACGACCCCAUAAUAUUAGAAGCAACUGGAUAACCCUAGGGAAUCAGCUGAAUGGUGUAGUUUUGCAUCACCCUCAAAUAAAAGAAAGGUAUAACAAAAUUGCUCCGCAGUUUAAUAUGCCUUUGUGCGAUGGGUAA